Protopolystoma xenopodis is the source of this 714-nucleotide messenger RNA. Lineage: Eukaryota; Metazoa; Platyhelminthes; Monogenea; Polystomatidea; Polystomatidae. The record is from the annotation of a GenBank genome assembly.
AUGGUCUAUGAAUCUUUUUUUGGGCCUUAUUCACACGAAAUACAAUUGCUAAAACGAGGUGGUCUUAAGCUCUUUCUUCAGCGACUUGUACACUACGGCUCCUACUCUAGUUCGGAGGUCUCCAGCUCUGCCAUAGAUUCCGGUACCACAGAAAUCGCUGUUCUCACAGUUCAUGUUUCUCUGCAUCAGUUUGUCCUGCUCUGGCUGGCCAGAAUAACACGCCUUCUACUUCAGACAACUGCUUUUUCCCUUGCCCUCUCUGCCGCCGCCGCUAGUCUUGUUGCACCAACUUCAGCUAUAGACUCAAGUCAAGUUAUUGACACACAUUCAGAUAAAGCAUUUCCUACUCAAAGAAGUGUCCAUUUCCUCCAUAUUAUCGGAUUGGUUACCUCCAUGGAGCAGCACUUCUCAAGCUUCCGAAGCGAUUGCAACCAAUUCAGCGCCUCUUUCUUGUCCAACUCUUCAGGCUUGUAUAUCCUCAUCCAAAUACUCAUCACCUGCUUCUCCUUUACACCACAUCGCCUUUCCCUUCACUCCUUCUUCAUCUUCGAUCACCAUGUCUGCUUUUCUCGAUGGAUUUAUCCGUACCACUUGGUUGGCUUGUUUUGGCCUCGUCGGUCACUCCGGUGUCUACCCGGAUCACCUGCUGACACCAUCUGUGUCUGCAUCUUCGUCAGCACCUAUGCCAGUCGUCUCGCCUUUGAUACCAGCUAG